This is a messenger RNA of Pleurotus ostreatus (oyster mushroom), 1125 nucleotides long. RefSeq lists its product as uncharacterized. Bases 1 to 1125 code for a protein of 374 amino acids. Gene Ontology annotation, cellular component: plasma membrane. The record is from RefSeq and is a predicted model, not a curated record. Gene Ontology annotation, biological process: adenylate cyclase-activating G protein-coupled receptor signaling pathway. Lineage: Eukaryota; Fungi; Basidiomycota; Agaricomycetes; Agaricales; Pleurotaceae. Gene Ontology annotation, molecular function: G protein-coupled receptor activity. The transcript is spliced from 4 exons.
AUGUCCACCGCCGGCAUCCACGGCUUCCGCUGGGGCCUCGCGAGCCUCACCUUCGCGGGCUCCUUCCUCUCCGCGCUCGGCUCCGGGUGCAUCCUCCUCUGCUACCUCGCGCUCCCCCUCAAGCGCCACUUCAGGCACGUCCUCAUUUUGAAUCUGGCGGUCGCGGACUUUGCGAACUCGGUGAAUAACGCGGCGUCGGGGGGACAGAUUAUCAUGCAUAGGAGGGAUCUCGUGCCCGGCCCCGGGUGCGUGCUGAAUGGCAUGAUCGGCCAGAUCACUGUCCAGGCAACCGACUGCGCCAUCCUCGCCAUCGCGCUCGUCACCGUCUACACCAUCACGCGCACCUCCUCCUCGCGCCUCAUCCAGGGCGAGUGGGAGUGGCCGCUCAUCCUGUCCGCCACCGCCGCCAUCUGGGCGCUCCCCCUCCUCACCGGCUUCCUCGCCCUCGGCAAGCACUCGUACGCCCCCGUCUCGGGCAACUGGUGCUGGCUCACCGCCGACCCCGUCUACCUCCGCUACGUCCUCACGCACGGCUGGCGCUACCUCUUCAUGGUCAUCGAGGAGGCUGGCGGUGCCGAUCGUGUCGAACCCCCCGUCGUCACGUCGCAGGGCGAGCAGCACACGCGCAGCAUACCGCUGACGCCGAUCACGUUCAGCGAGUUCAAGCAGGACGUGCAUAUCUCGCAGUCGGGCGGGCACGGCGACGGCGACGACGGCGACUACUCGGCGAAGCGCGUGACGAUCACGAUCGACGACGAUGCGCCGCCCGCCGCGCCCACGACCACGCUCUCGAAGGCGUCGAUGCCCAUGACGCACAUCAUGGCGCACCAGCGCACGCUCCCGCCCGCCGGCCCCAACACCCCCGGCGGCACGGACGGCGCAGGCAACUCGCGGCAGCGCGCGAUCCAGCGCGUGCUGCUGCUGAAUGCGUAUCCGCUGCUGUAUAUCCUGCUGUGGAUCCCCGGCCUCGCGCACCGCAUCGUCGAGGCGACCGGGCACAAGUCGCAGGUCACGCAGAUCAUGCAGGCGUCGACCCAGUUUGUGGGCCUCGCGAAUGCGCUGACGUACGGCUGGAACGAGCGCAUCGCAUCGCAGAUUAAGGAGAAGUUCAGGCGGCGCGCGUGA